This is a messenger RNA of Microplitis mediator, 1246 nucleotides long. RefSeq lists its product as uncharacterized. The record is from RefSeq and is a predicted model, not a curated record. The transcript has 4 exons. NCBI's taxonomy places the organism in Eukaryota, Metazoa, Arthropoda, Insecta, Hymenoptera, Braconidae. Bases 178 to 696 code for a protein of 172 amino acids.
UGUUGAAGCUCAGUUUCCGCGGGACCAGCAACCCGUCAAAACACCUAGGCGGGAUAAACGUAUUAUUUACAUAACAACGGCCAUUGUUUAUUAAAUAUCCACUGUACAUUGAAUCCCAUCAUAAACAAUUGUGUAGUGAAAUAUUUAUAGCUGGUUCAUCUUUUAGACAAAACUAAAAUGAUUACAGCGUUACCAGUGCCUUCAGUGAAGGUCUUCCACAAAACAUAUUACCAUGAAAAAGCACGAACAAGUCAACCAGGAAGUCCUCUCACAGAUAGCGAAGCAGUCGUAGCCUUAACAGAAAAAGAAGAACCAGAAUAUUUUUUCUGUGGAAAGAUAAACGCUCUACACGUCGUAGUAGGUUCCAUUCUCUUUGGAGUUGUUGUUCUCAUUGUCGGACUAGUACAGCUAGCACCAGGUGCAGAAGCUGCGCAAUAUUCAACAGCACUUAUUGGAGUUGGCUGUACCCUCCUGUCCCUCGGUGCUCUUCUGGCACAGUUGAGAGCUCUCUGGUUAAGAAGACAGAAAGCUGCCCAGAAAGAUGGUACUCAUCAGCGAAGUGUUACGAGUAUAGACAUGCUCUUAGCACAACAUAGGGACUUUACGGUUCUCACGCCAGAUGAAUUGGAAGACCUUGUAGGUAAACCAACACCAGUUUUAGAGAACAAGGUUCGUAAAAACGGUAAUAAUACCUAGGCUCAGCCGGCCUCGAAGAGGAUGUCCUUAUCAUCAUGUCCAACAACAUCCUCAUCAUUUUCUUCAGCAACUUCACAUGCAACAAACUUUUCAAUAAUUCAUACUCAUCCUUAUGAUUCUCGUGAACAAAGUUUCGUUUGAAAAUAAAUUUUUAAUAAUAUUUAAUAAUUUAAAUUAUUAAUUCAUUCUUUAAUUGUUUAAUCAGUUCUUUGGAUAACUACAAUACGGUAAUUUUUGGCUGUAAAUUAACUAUAGAAUUUAUUAUUAUAAUAAUAAUAAUAAAUAAUGAUAAUAAUAAUAAGAAAAAAAAAAUAAAAAUCAAGUGGCAUUAAUAGACUGCCAUGAUUUUGUAAAAUUUUCAAAAUAUGGCAUCUUUUGAAUCUUAAAUAAUUUGAAAAAAAAAAUACAAUAAAUAUUAAAUCAAAUUUUUAACUAAUAUUAGGAUUAUUUAAAUAAAUUUUUAAUAAUAUUGAUAUUUACCAUUAAUGUGAAAUGGUAUUUUAAUUAAAAAUUGAUUAUUAAACCUUGCAAUUGAUAAUCUUUUAUUAAA